AUGUUUCGGGAUAUGCAAUCGGAGCAGUUUUGUCGCAAAUAGUUAAUGAUGAAGAGAAGCCAGUUGCAUUCACUUCUCGGACAUUGUCUCCAACCGAGCGUAAAUACUCAACAAGCGAAUGUAAAGCUUUAGCGUGUGUGUAUGCUUCAGAACAUUGGCAUAUUGUACUCUACAGUAGGAAAUACACACUACGCACUGACCAUGAAGCGCUCAAAUCAAUUCUGUCAACAGUAGGCUCCGCUCAUAAACCACUACGUAUCUAUAGAUGGACUGAUCGUCUUUUGCAGUACAACUUUGAUAUCGAGCACAUGCAAGGUAGUAAGAACUUUGUCGCAGAUAUGCUAAGUCAUCUUGUACGCACUACGGACAACACAGAAACUGAAAAUGACAUUCUUGAAAUUAACUUAGAUGGGUUAGUCACAGCUAGCGAACUCCAAAUACAGUCUCGUGAUGAUCCGCUGCUCCAACGAGUUGCCACAUAUGUUCAAAAUGGUUGGCCAAAAAGUGUGCCACCAAAUCUCAAAGUAUUCGCCAACCUCCGCGAUGAGCUUACAGUAUGGAAUGAAUACUCUAUUGCCCGUAGUUCACGUGCAGUUAUUCCUGAAGCCCUGCAGGAACGAGUCCUACAAAUGGCCCAUGACGGACAUCCAGGUAUAGUUCGUAUGAAACAGCGAUGUCGUGAAACAGUAUGGUGGCCAGGUAUGGACUCUCAGAUCGAAGAUUACAUCCGCAAUUGUGAGCCUUGCGCUAUCAGUGGCAAGUCAGCUAGACCAAAACAACCACCACUUCAACCAACGCCAUGGCCGACAGAACCAUGGAACUCUAUACAAAUGGACAUAUUUGGUGAGAUAGCCAUAGCACCACAUAGUCAACGUUUCUUAGUUGUAGUACACGACCUACAUUCCAAAUGGCCUGAAGUGGCAACAACAGGAACGGUCACAUCUACAGCAGUUAUUAAGAUUCUUGAAGAACUUUUCACUCGAUGGGGAUUUCCAGAAGUCAUCACUACUGACAACGGACCUCAGUUUACCUCAGACGAGUUUGAAAAUUAUCUACAAUCACAUGGUAUCAAACAUAAUCUAACAUCAUUAUAUAACCCCCAAAGUAACGGUGGGGUGGAACGAUUCAAUAAAUGCCUGAAAGAGGGUUUGAAAACGAACUUGUCGGAGGGAAAGACAUUCACAGAUUCAGUUCGUACAAUACUACAGAACUAUAGAGCUACACCACAUGCUCUUACUCAAAAGUCACCUUCACAACUUAUGCUCAAUCGUCAAAUGCGUCUACCACUUGAUAAACUAAAACCACCUACUACCAGCGUCGGUAAUGCACAAACAGACAUUCCAGCUAUGAAGUCAGAAAUAGAACAACGUCAAGCCAGAAUCAAGUCUUACACAGAUCAACGACAGCACGCUAGAUCCACCAAUCUGAAUGUAGGAGACUGGGUGAGAGUUAAACGUCCAAAUCGCAGCCAUAAGCUCUCCCCUACAUUUUCUGAGCUGCAUCGCAUUGUUAAGAAGCUUGGUAAGUCUUCGUUUAGACUUGACGACGAUACAGCAUGA
Messenger RNA from Saccoglossus kowalevskii, 1559 nucleotides. RefSeq lists its product as uncharacterized. The record is from RefSeq and is a predicted model, not a curated record. NCBI's taxonomy places the organism in Eukaryota, Metazoa, Hemichordata, Enteropneusta, Harrimaniidae.